Molecule: messenger RNA, 1482 nt
Organism: Microthlaspi erraticum
Lineage: Eukaryota; Viridiplantae; Streptophyta; Magnoliopsida; Brassicales; Brassicaceae
Source: the annotation of a GenBank genome assembly
AUGUGCCUCUUCACUCUUGAGAAACAGUGGCAACAAUGGUCUUCGUUGACUCUCAGAACUGCUUCAUCUUCAUCCUCCUCUGCUUUUUCACAAUCCUCUGUUACUCUCUCUUCUUCAAGAAACCAAAUGACUCACGACUUGGCUCCGAGCCCUCCUUCUCUUCCGAUCAUCGGCCACCUUCACCUUCUCCUAUCUCCUCUAACACACAAGUCUCUUCAGAAACUCUCCACCAAGUAUGGACCUCUUCUCCAUAUUCGCAUCUUCAAUGUCCCCAUCAUUCUCGUCUCCUCUGCCUCAGUGGCCUACGAGAUCUGCAGGGCCCACGACAUGAAUAUCUCCUUUCGCGGUCUUGCUGCGAUUGAUGAGUCCCUCUUGUUUGGAUCUUCUGGCAUCGUCAACGCUCCUUAUGGAGACUACUGGAAGCUCAUGAAGAAGCUCAUCGCCACUAAGCUUCUCCAACCACAGUCGCGAGGUAUCCGUGCUGAAGAGCUACAGCGGUUUUACAACAGUCUUGUCGAUAAGGCGAGAAAGGCCGAGAGUGUUGAGAUCAGUAAGGAAAUGAUGAAGCUAGUGAACACUACGUUGUGCAGGAUGAGCAUGGGAAGGAGUUUUUCAGAGGAAAACGGUGAGGCAGAGAAAACCGCUCAAGAAGCUUCGGAUCCACUCUUCAAGAAGGAUAUAAUGAGUGUUUCUGAUAGAUUCGAUAAGCUGCUAGAGAAGAUUCUUGUGGAACACAAUGAGAAACUGGAGGAGGAGGAGUAUCAAGGUGCGGAUAUGAUGGAUGUGUUGCUGGAGGCUUAUGGAAACGAAAGCUCAGAGUAUAAGAUCACUAGGAAUCAAAUCAAGUCGUUUUUUGUGGAGCUUUUCGUUGGAGGCACUGAUACCUCGGUGCAAACAACACAGUGGUUAAUGGCAGAGAUCACUAACAACCCUGACGCUCUUGAGAGACUGAGAGCAGAAAUUGAUUCCGUUGUAGGGGAAACAAGGCUGAUUCAAGAAACAGAUAUACCAAAUCUUCCUUAUUUGCAAGCAGUGGUUAAGGAAGGGCUGAGACUGCACCCGCCCGGACCUCUCUUGGUAAGAAAGUUCCAAGAAAGUUGUGAGAUAAAAGGGUUUUACAUACCCGAGAAGACGACACUCGUUGUUAAUGCAUAUGCUGUGAUGAGAGAUCCUGAUGCUUGGGAAGAUCCUAACGAGUUUAAGCCAGAGAGGUUUCUAGCUUCUUCAAAGUCAGGGAAAAAAGAGGAGAGAGAGCAAACGCUAAAGUACCUUCCUUUUGGCGCCGGAAGGAGAGGAUGUCCUGGAGCAAAUCUAGCUUAUAUGUUUGUUGGAACCGCAAUAGGAGUGAUGGUGCAGUGCUUUGACUGGAAGAUCAAAGGAGAUAAGGUUAGCAUGGAAGAGACUUUUGAAGGAAUGAACCUAACCAUGGUUCAUCCCCUUGACUGCACUCCAGUUCCUCGAACCAAAACUUUGUUUUUAUAA